This is a messenger RNA of Brachypodium distachyon (stiff brome), 2409 nucleotides long. RefSeq names its product TBC1 domain family member 15. Bases 632 to 1975 code for a protein of 447 amino acids. Gene Ontology annotation, biological process: activation of GTPase activity. The transcript has 11 exons. NCBI's taxonomy places the organism in Eukaryota, Viridiplantae, Streptophyta, Magnoliopsida, Poales, Poaceae. The record is from RefSeq and is a predicted model, not a curated record. Gene Ontology annotation, molecular function: GTPase activator activity.
GAGAAACAGGGACCUUCUUCUCCGGCCACUUCCUGGGUCCCCCGCUGCGCCGUCAGGAGAGAGCAGAUGCCGUCUUCUCAAGGCGCACGUCGGGCGGGUGCCGCUCACGAUGACCUCGCCCCCGGCCGCUCAGGUCGCCCUCGCAGUCGCUUUAGUAGCAGCUGCCCCCUGCUCCCUCGCCGAUCUUUACUAAUUAAAGCACAAGGAAGGCGCGAGUACUCGAGCAGCCACACAAAUCACCACCAAGAAGGGCGAAAAUGCCCGGAGAAGCCGGCAAGCUCGAGCUCGGCAGAGCUUUGGAACCGGUCGUCCUCGCCCUCCCACGCCCCUCGCCUCCGACUUCUCUAAUUUAACCCCACCGGGCCUCCCCGAUUUUCCCUGACCUCAUCCCCCCUUAACCUCCCCUCCUCCUGCGAUUCCACUCGCAUCCUUUCCUUCAGGAGGAGAAGGUCCAAGGGGGGAUCGGCUCCAUUGCGGGUGAUUCAAUUUUCUCUUUGCGGUUUGCUUUUGCCAUUUCUUGGUUCUUGAGGUCAAAUAGAGCCCGCGUCCUCUUCUCCCUAAAGGUGCUGCUGCCUUUCUUGGCUUCUUGGUUGGGUUCCGGCUGCUGGUGCGUUCUUGAUUGACUUGGAAGAUGAUCAAGUGGGGUAUCAGCAGCGGGACGCCCGCGGAUUCGUACUACGAGGUCCGGUCAGAUUGCACGGAUGAUGUGCCCAAGAGCAAGUUCAAGAUCAAGGCUGGCAAAACACUAAGUGUUCGGAAAUGGCAGGCUGCAUUUAACCCAGAUGGCAUCCUUGACAUUGCCUCAGUCCUAAGCCGGAUACAAAAAGGAGGUGUUCAUCCGACAGUUAGGGGAGAGGUUUGGGAGUUCUUACUUGGCUGUUUUGAUCCAAGGAGUACCUUUGAUGAGAGGGAGGAGAUCAGGGAAAUAAGAAGACUACAAUAUGCUAGAUGGAAGGAAGAAUGCCGAGAGAUGGAUUCUCAUGUUGGUAGUGGUAAAGUUAUCACAGCGCCACUUAUCACUGAGGAUGGAAGACCAAUUAAAGAUCCUUUGGUUUUACUUGAGGCUACUGCAAACCAAAACACUUCAGACGCUGCUUCAACAAGCAGCAACAGUGGAAACAAUGUAGAUGAUUCUGCAGAUCGAAUUACUGACAAGCAGAUUAUUGACUGGAAGCUUACGUUACAUCAAAUUGGACUUGACGUGCUACGUACUGACCGCACCAUGGUAUUUUAUGAGAACAAAGAAAAUCUUUCCAAGUUAUGGGAUAUUCUAGCCGUGUAUGCAUGGAUUGACAAAGAUGUUGGUUACUGUCAAGGAAUGAGUGAUUUAUGUUCACCAAUGAUAGUGUUACUCAACGAUGAAGCGGAUGCAUUCUGGUGCUUUGAGAAAUUGAUGCGUAGACUGCGAGGAAAUUUCAGAUGCACGGAUCAAUCAGUUGGGGUAGCUAACCAGCUUCAGCACCUUGCAUCUAUUAUUCAGGUGCUAGACCCAAAGCUACAUGACCACCUAGAAACGCUUGGUGGAGGUGACUAUCUGUUUGCAUUCCGUAUGUUCAUGGUAUUAUUUCGACGUGAAGUGUCAUUUGGGGACUCCUUGUACCUCUGGGAGAUGAUGUGGGCUCUAGAAUACGAUCCCGAUAUCUUCUUUGCAGCAUGUGAGGAAGCAAGUGGUGCACAAAAAAAGGUAUCCAAAUCGAAAUUAAAAGGAGUACGCCACUUUGCCAAGUGGGAUAAGGAUAAGGAUACAAAGAAUGUCUCUGAAGAUGGUGAUGGUCCUGUUCCAAUUUCUGUUUUCAUGGUUGCAAGUGUGCUCAAGGAAAAGAGAGAAAAGCUAUUACAAGAAGCUAGAGGGCUGGAUGAUCUUAUUAGGAUAUUGAAUGAUGUAAAUGGGAAUUUAGAUGCGAAAAAAGCUUGUGCUGGAGCUCUGAAACUUCACAAGAAAUACCUCAAAAAGGUACAGGCAAAGAAAACCUAAACUGCACUAGAACAUACGCUUCCACUGGGUGAUUCUUUCCCAUUCGAACAUACACAUCCAUGUCCAUAUUUGCCACAAAAAUGGUGAGUGAAGCUUCUCAAGUUCUCAUGGAUCGUCAUCAUCUGAAGAUGGCCUCCAGUACGUACAGGAUGAAUGCAACCGCUGUAUGUAAUGACAUCGCGUUCUCUGUAUCACUCCAUGAGCACAUUUGCUUGUAAAGAUAGUUGACGGUGUGCCGGUGUGGGUAUAGCUUAUCCCUUGCAUGCGUACGUAAUAGUUUCAGUUCAAAGAUGAAAUGCGCGCUGCAUAUUAUGGUUCUCACCUGCCAAGCAUAUUGUAUACUCCCUGAACUCCGCGUCAAGAAAAUUUUGCCCCCUUUACUCCUCAAAAUUUUGGUCCAUCUCUUCUGAAUGAUGCCAAAUUGUAUUGAUUGA